This is a messenger RNA of Ustilaginoidea virens, 1596 nucleotides long. RefSeq lists its product as uncharacterized. Gene Ontology annotation, biological process: tetrahydrofolylpolyglutamate biosynthetic process. Gene Ontology annotation, molecular function: ATP binding; tetrahydrofolylpolyglutamate synthase activity. The transcript has a single exon. Bases 1 to 1596 code for a protein of 531 amino acids. NCBI's taxonomy places the organism in Eukaryota, Fungi, Ascomycota, Sordariomycetes, Hypocreales, Clavicipitaceae. Gene Ontology annotation, cellular component: cytoplasm; cytosol; mitochondrion. The record is from RefSeq and is a predicted model, not a curated record.
AUGGUCGUCGGUCGGACCUGGCAGCGCUGCUGCUGCCCCGUCCCCACGCUGCUACGGAAGCGCCCUCGCGCCAGUCUGCCGCCAGCACGACAGAGCUCGAGACUCUUCUUCUCCAUCAUCGCGCCCCGCGACUACCGGGAAGCCCUGAGCAGGCUCGCGCAGCUGCAGGCCAACCGCGCCGUCACGCAGCUUUUCGACAGGCCGCCCGGGGCAGCCCGCGACCAGGAGGAUCUGAACGCCGCGGCGAUUCCCGAGAUGGCGGGCUGGCUCGCGCGGGCGGGCUACGCGCCGCAGGACCUCGCGCGCAUGCGGCACAUCCACGUGGCGGGCACCAAGGGCAAGGGGUCGGUGUGCGCGUUCGCCACGUCCGUGCUGCGGCAGUACGCCGACGGGCCGGUCGGCACCUACACCAGCCCGCACCUGGUCAGCCCGCGGGAGAGGAUCGCCGUGGACGGCCGCCCCGUGUCGCAGGACGUGUUCGCCAGGGGCUUCUUCGAGCUGUGGGACCGCUUCACCGAGCAGGCCGUCCGGCGGGACGGGGCGGACGCCGCCGCCGCCGCCGCCGCCGCCGCCGCCGAGGCCCGCGGCCCGGCCACCAAGCCCUUCUUCUUCCGCUACAUGACCAUCCUGGCCUGGCACCUGUUCCUGCAGCAGGGUGUGGGGGACGUCGUGAUGGAGUGCGGCAUCGGGGGCGAGCACGACGCGACAAACGUGCUCCCCGCCGAGGCGGUGUCCGCCGCCGUCAUCUGCCGCCUGGGCCGGGACCACGUCGCCAUGCUGGGCGGCUCCCUCGACCAGAUCGCCUGGCACAAGGCGGGCAUCUUGAAACCCGGCGUGAGGGCCUUCACCGUCAACGUGGAGCGCAGCCAGCCCUCGGUGAUGCGGGUCCUGCGGCGCCGCGCGGCGGAGCGCUCCGCCUCCCUCGUGGAGCUCGACCCGGACGCCGUGCGCUCCUGGGGCGGCGUCCGCGGCGGCAGCCUCCGCGGCGACUUCCAGGCGACCAACCAGGCGCUGGCCGUCAUGGCGGCGCAGCAUCACCUCGGCCUCGAGCCGCCCUCGCUCGCGGCCCUGCCGGACAAGAUGGUCCGAGGGCUCAGGGAGGCAGCGCUGCGGGGCCGGUGCGAGAUCCUCCGCCGCCGGGCCGCGACGUGGCUGCUCGACGGGGCUCACACGGCAGAGAGCCUCGACCAAGUGGCCAGGUGGCUGGCGCGCGAGCUGCAGCCCGACGACCGAGGGGUCGUCCUCGUCUUCAACCAGCAGGAGCGGGAUGCCGCGGGGCUGCUGCGGCACCUGCUCGCGGCGGUGGGCAGGGAAACGGGCACAAGCGGCGUCUUCCGCCACGCGCUCUUCGCCAGGAACGAGCGGAGGGCCCAGGCGCCGCCGGGGGGGCGUGAUGCGUUGUCCGUCCAGCGGGACGCCGCCGCGGCCAUGAGGGAGGCCAGUCCGCGGUCCCAGACGGCCGUGUUUGGCAACGUCGACGAUGCGGUGCACGAGGCAGAGCGCUUGGUUGCUGGUGGAGGCAAGGUGCUGGUGACGGGGAGUCUGCAUCUCGUCGGGGGGGUGUUGCAGGUCCUGGAGCCGGACAGUCUAUUGUGA